AUGAAGAAUCAAUCAUUUCUUGUACUCGAUCUUGAUGUUUCAACUAGAUGGAAUAGUAUAUUUUUAAUGAUUGAAAAGUUAAAAAAAAUUCGUGAAAUUACAGAUAUUCUUGUUACAUCGAAUUCAUCUUUGAAACUUAAUUAUCCAACUGAAUUAGAAUGGAUUGAAAUUGACAUGAUUCAUACUCUUCUCGAAUCAAUUUAUCAAGCCACUUUAAUGCUUUCAUCGUCAAGUUAUCCAACUUUAGGUGAUCUUUAUUUAGCAUUUACUACGAUUAUUAAUUUUUUGGAAGAUAUAAUUAAUACUACCAUAGAAGAAACUACGCAAAAGAUUGUUGCAACUGCAAUGGUAAUUAAACUUGAUGAAUAUUGGAAACAACUUGAUCAAAAAUCAUUUGUUAUUGCUUCGCUUGAUCCUAAUAUUAAGCUUACACUAUACGAUCCAAUUAAGCAACUUAUAGUUCAACAAAAAAUUCAAGAUCUUUAUUUUCAAUAUUCUACUUCUAAUAAUAACUUAUUAUUACAAGAAAAUAUUUUAUUAUCAGGACGUAAUUAUUUAAAAAAAAUGCGUAAACGUCCAUAUAAUACUUUUAACUUAGCUGAUAAUAAUUUACAAGAUUAUUUCAUGUCUUCUGAAGUUGAUUGUGAUAUGUUAUUAUGGUAG
Messenger RNA from Acaulospora morrowiae, 663 nucleotides. NCBI's taxonomy places the organism in Eukaryota, Fungi, Glomeromycota, Glomeromycetes, Diversisporales, Acaulosporaceae. The record is from the annotation of a GenBank genome assembly.